This is a messenger RNA of Electrophorus electricus (electric eel), 3307 nucleotides long. It is a transcript of the gene amph, whose product is annotated as amphiphysin. The record is from RefSeq and is a predicted model, not a curated record. Gene Ontology annotation, molecular function: protein binding; phospholipid binding. Lineage: Eukaryota; Metazoa; Chordata; Actinopteri; Gymnotiformes; Gymnotidae. Gene Ontology annotation, biological process: synaptic vesicle endocytosis. Gene Ontology annotation, cellular component: cytoplasm; plasma membrane; synaptic vesicle.
UAUCCUCCUGCCUGUAGGUGCUGAAGCGCUCAGCUCUGUUCAGUACCCGCAGCCAUGGCUGAAAUCAAGACUGGCAUUUUUGCCAAAAACGUGCAAAAGCGGCUCAGUCGGGCUCAAGAAAAGGUCCUGCAGAAACUGGGAAAGGCAGACGAGACAAAAGAUGAGCAGUUUGAACAGUGCGUGCUGAACUUCAAGAGACAGGAGACGGAGGGUUCCCGGCUACAGAGGGAGAUGAAGGCUUACAUAGCAGCUGUGAAAGGAAUGCAGCAAGCCUCCAUGAAUCUGACAGAAUCGCUCCAUGAAGUCUAUGAGCCUGACUGGCAUGGCAAGGAUGACGUGAUGUCCAUUGGGAAGAACUGUGAUGCAUUAUGGGAAGAUUUCCAUCAGAAACUGGUGGACUCCACACUUGCUGCACUGGACACAUACUUGGCUCAGUUCCCUGAUAUCAAGGUGCGUGUGGCAAAACGAAGCCGAAAGCUAAUCGACUAUGACAGUGCAAGGCACCAUCUUGAGACCCUGCAAGUGUCUGGGAUUAAGAAUGAUAAAAAGAUUGCAAAGGCAGAGGAAGACUUGAAAAAGGCCCAGAAGGUGUUUGAUGAUCUGAACGUGGACCUUCAGGAUGAGCUGCCCACCCUGUGGGACAGUCGAGUGGGAUUUUAUGUAAACACCUUCAAGACUGUCAGCAGCCUAGAAGCCAAAUUCCACAAGGAGAUCUCCUUUCUCUGUCACAAGCUGUAUGAGGUGAUGAUCAGGCUUGCUGACCAGCACUCAGAUAAAAUGUUCACCAUCCAAGGCGCCCCCAGUGACUCGGGCCCCCUGCGUCUUGCCAGGACUCCAACGCCUCCUGAGGACGAGAGCCCAGAAUGCAGCCCCGUGGCCAGCCCCAACCACACACUGAGGCCAACUUCCCCUGGCCCUCCUCGACCCAAAUCCCCUUCACAGCUCAAGAUUGGCCCUCCAAAGCCUCCUCCUCCCAAAGUUACUCCGAACAAGGAGGUUGCACAGGAGCAAAUCAUUGACCUGUUCGACAGAGGCUUUUCAAGUAUCAAUGUCACCUUACCACAGAUGAGCGAAAAACUCGGAGAAUCUCUCCUGGACUUGGACUUUGAUCCAUUCAAGCCAGACAGCAAUACAGCCAUUGGUCAGACUCAACUGCCUGCAGCUCAGGCAUUGUCUUGGGACCUUUGGACGGAAAAUACUGAGGCCCAGCCUGCUCCAGAUGCUGGCUUCACUGCCAAUUGGAAGGCAGACUUUGGCUCCACUGCUGAAGAUGUGGGAGGUGUUCAGCCUUCAGAUGGCAGGCAGGGUUGGCCUCCUGCAGAAGGCUGGCCCACAGAGGCAGCACCUCAAGAAGAAGCAGCUCCAGGCGAGAUGGAUGCCUCACAUACAGCAUUCGUGGCAGACUUUGAUAAAAUGUCUGAGACUGAGGCCCCAAAGGAGGUGGCAGCUGGUGCAGAAACAGCCCCAGAAGGGGAGGCGGCAGUGGCUGCAGCCCCACCCCCAGCCACACCCCCAGGUCCAGCCACGCCCCCAGCCACUGAGCGCUCUGAGGGCGCUGAGGGCAUUGAGGGGCCAGUUACUCCUCCUGCAGAGAGCACAAGUGAACCAUCAGUGACCACAGGUGCUACCAGCCCACCUGCAGACACAGCUGCUAGUCCAGCGGAGUCUCCCGCAACUGCUGACACUGAUGCAGAGGAGCAGGCCAAGACAACGCCAGAUGAUGUCACAGAGAAAGAGCAACUCCACCAAGAGGUUCCGGCCACUUCAGAAGAUAAAGAGUCUCCUAUUGAAGAGACUCCGGAGAAGAUGCCUAUUCCUUCUGUUGUAAUUGAGCCUGCAUCUAGCAAUGAAGGUGACGAUGACCGUGAUGGUGACAUCACAUCUCCGACAGCAGGCAGUGGUAACGAGGUGACACCAGACAGCCAGACAGCCAAAGACAUCUCCUCUGGCAUGCCACCAGGUUUCAAGUACAAGGUAGAAACAAUGCAUGACUUUGAAGCAGCGAACUUGGACGAGCUCAACCUGAAGAAGGGAGACAUAGUUCUUGUUGUUCCUACAGAGCUGGUGGAAGACCAGGAUGCUGGUUGGCUCACUGGCAUUAAGGAGAGUGACUGGCUGCAGCAUGGUGCCUCGGCUCAGAAAGGACUCUUCCCUGAGAACUUCACACAGCACAUGGCCUAAGCCUCCUACCUCUGGAGAUCCAGGGCACCAGGUUGGCAUGAGCCACACAGGAGCCACCUAACGCGGAGUCUGGUGCCCUGACAGACGGCUGUCGUUCAGAGUGCUACGAAGAAAACCGUGUCUAAGAAGAAAAUUAUACAAUUGACCAAAAGUAAAAAAAAGAAAAAGGGGGGGUGGGAAAAGCAGAAUGAACUCCUACUCAGAGCUUAAAGAAAAUAACAGAGCAUGAUGCGAUAGUGUGGUCUACCUUUUCUCCCCAAAACCAUGAUCUAUUUGUUUUUGUUUGUUCAACUGUAAGCAGCAGAAAAUUGAUGUGUGCUUUGUUGGAACUGUGGUGACCCCCACAUGUAAUCCCUCUGUUUAAAGGAAAACUAAAAAUGUGAAUUCUCUAAAGACAAAAUAUACUUUUUCCUCUGCAUCAAGUAUAUUGUACUGAGUUUGUUGCUCUGCAGCAAAUUUUAUCAGAAUUUGUAGUGAUAUGAUCUAUUUAACUGUUCUAAGUGUUACACGAGACUUCAAUGUUUUCUUUGAGGCACUGCAGACCUCAAUGUUAUCUUGCAUCAUUGUUAGUGUUCUCUGUAGUUUUCAUGGCUCAGUGUACAUGGCUAUGGUGAUAAUAUUCGGCGUAACUGACGACAACAUUUCUAGACAAAACUUGCUGUUCUCUUGCCAAAUUGAUAAAAAUUAAUUAAAAGGAUAAAUGUGGAUAGUUGUUGAGUUAUGAACAUGUGUAAUAUUUUAGGAAGAAAAAGCCUGAGAACUUGACAGAGCUUUGCAAAAUGCAAAACACUGAUCUCUAUUACAAAACCAUCCUUAUAUCCACAAUUACAUUAAAUUAAAAAAAAAAAAUCCUGUAGAUGUGUUUGAAAAAAAUGUUGAAUGAAGAUUUCAGGUUGUGAGAAAUUAUAUUUAUUUAACUUUAUAUUUUUUAAGCUGAAGCUCACAGAGUUCUGGGGUGGAUCGGCAAAAUAUGCAAUAUAUGUCAUUGAGUUUGUUCUUGGUUGUUCCGUUUAGAGGUAAAGGUCACUCCUGUGUUUAUAUUGUUAGCCUUCACUGAGAUAUUUUGUGAUGUAUAUAUCCAUGUUAAUUUAUCUUUAAAGUGAAUAAAUAUUACUUCAUAUGGUUA